Daldinia decipiens is the source of this 846-nucleotide messenger RNA. RefSeq lists its product as uncharacterized. The transcript is spliced from 3 exons. Lineage: Eukaryota; Fungi; Ascomycota; Sordariomycetes; Xylariales; Hypoxylaceae. Gene Ontology annotation, cellular component: plasma membrane. The record is from RefSeq and is a predicted model, not a curated record. Bases 1 to 846 code for a protein of 281 amino acids.
AUGGCAUCUCACACAUACUCAGGUGUCCUCGGCCUCGCCAUGCUGCUGGUCACAGCUCCCCUUGCGGUGGCACGUCAAUCCCAACCCACAUGCUUGCCCAUGCCCGUGGUUCCCGGAAACACCACCAUUUCAACCCACACUAUCAACAACACCCUGAUCGUCGAGGCUGACGCACCCAAUCCCAGCCCUAGCCCCAGCGCCUCUCCUCGCCCGGAGCUGAGGAUCAUCGACGAAGAUCCCGUGUACAAGUACGUGGGAUGCUGGUCUGAGGUCACCCUUUUGAACCCCGACGUGCAUGCCCUCGAUGGACCCUUCUUGACGGCACCCGGCCUCAUGAAUGUCCACGUGUGCGUGGAUUUCUGCCGCCGCGCCUCUAACAAGAACAAGCAGAACCAGACUGGCUACCAUUACGCCGGCCUUGAGUUUGCCUAUCAGUGCUGGUGUGGUGACAACCUCUCGAAGCACAGCUACCACUUGAUUGACGACGUCUGUGAUCUUCCUUUCUCACCCAUAUUCCCCCCUUUUCCUGGAUACCAAUGGAGUCGGAAGUUUCUCCAUAUUAUUCAGCUGAUUGAAACUCUCCUUGCCCCCGUGAAUAUGCCCGAAUAUACUACGCUGUGUGAUGGUGCCAACACGACUGUGUGUGGUGGACAUCUCGCCAUGACGCUAUACAACAUUACAGAAAAGAAUACUCCUGGAGAUAACAAUGGAUUCGGCGGAAACGGAAGCAAUGCCGGAACCGGCACCCAGCCAGAAGCACCCCAUGAUCAAGCGGCACUACAAGCCGUGGGAAUGGGUAUUCUCGUGUUGGCUGUGACUUUUGCCUUGGGCUGGGGUUGCUUGUAA